Molecule: messenger RNA, 9675 nt
Organism: Amphiprion ocellaris (clown anemonefish)
Lineage: Eukaryota; Metazoa; Chordata; Actinopteri; Pomacentridae
Gene: pax5
Product: paired box 5
Exons: 11
Coding region: 1249-2523 (424 amino acids)
Biological process (GO): regulation of transcription by RNA polymerase II; anatomical structure development
Molecular function (GO): RNA polymerase II cis-regulatory region sequence-specific DNA binding; DNA-binding transcription factor activity, RNA polymerase II-specific
Source: RefSeq, a predicted model, not a curated record
AGCGCGGGCGCUGUCCGCACGAGAGCAGGUCCUGAAACGCGCCGUGCGCCACCGUGGAGUCAGGCAGGCGCAGGCAGCUGUUCACCGUACAGGUCAGAGAAGCCCGUCUGUGCGCACAUUUACACCGCAAGCGUUUGGCGUCCAGUGGCUUCCAGCGCGGAGAAAAAGUGCCGUUUUUAAUUUUUUUUUGGGACUGGACUGUUCCCUUUUGCUCCGUCUCCAAAAACUCACAACAUAAACCGGGAGUCCUGCAGCAGUGAGUCCUGGUCCACACAGUGACCAAGAGCUGCUUCUCGUUCAUACAAGCAAGACAACAUCUCUCAACUCAGCUCCAGUAGUUUUUACUCCAACCAGAGAGUGACUUUUUUAAUAUAUUUUUUGCUGCGUAAUUUUCGUUUUUUUUUCUUCUUCUUCUUUUUUGGCACGGUGGGAUAUGAGACUUCAAGAUGUGAGCAGUCAUCCGCGCUCACUCGCUUUAUUGAGGGGAGAUAACCAAGUGUUCAUGUGAGACCAACUGCUGGGGACGAUUUAUGACAAGAAGAAAUGUGCAGAAAAGAACCCGGAGCAAAAACACACCCAACAGUGGAUCUGUAACGAAUAUUUCCCCCCCCUUUCAGCUCAGUUUUUUAACUUAUUUUUAUUUUUGUAUUUUGAAAUAUUUCUGCACAGACUGAGAGGAGAAAGUUGAGCCUCCAUCGGUUCAGGGGUCACGGUCAGCGGACCGAGAAGGAGAGAAAAGAGGGAAGGCUACUUUGUUCUGCCUUUUUUCUUUCCUCUUUGAAACUGUUGCAUUUUUUACGUCUUGGGACUGGUAGCAGCUUGGUGUUGACGAGCAGCUGAAGGAAUGAGCACCACCGCUGUCGUUUCCCUCCUCUGGUUUCGGAGACGCCUGAACAGAGCCGCUGGUGUGUCCCGUCCCCAUGAGGAGGGGGCCCGUCUCUGAUUCGCAUUUUUUGGCACCAUUUCUUUCUUCCCUUUCACCUGCAAAUCUCCACUUUUCGAUGUUUUGAUAUCGUUUUUAUGAGUUCAACUCAAAGCGCACCGUGUCACAUUUUCAAUCAGUUAAAUUUUCGUUGUUUAAAUUAGGCAUAAAAAAGUUUUGUUUUGUUUUUUGAAGGGAACUGGCAGCCUUGCGCUUUUUCAUUCAUUGGAGGUCACGGUUUGUCAGUAUAUAGUGGCCGACUGAAGCGGGGCGUCCGGUGGCAUUUUUCAGUCCCCUCACCGGGGCCCUGCAGCUCAACCGUAGCGAUGGAGAUUCACUGUAAGCACGACCCGUUUGCGGCAAUGCACAGACAUGGUGGAGUCAACCAGCUUGGAGGUGUGUUUGUAAAUGGCAGGCCCCUCCCAGAUGUAGUUCGACAGCGAAUAGUAGAACUUGCCCAUCAAGGCGUUCGGCCCUGUGACAUCUCACGCCAGCUACGAGUCAGCCAUGGAUGCGUCAGCAAGAUACUGGGCAGGUACUAUGAAACGGGAAGUAUCCGCCCCGGGGUAAUCGGGGGAUCCAAACCAAAGGUUGCUACACCCAAAGUGGUCGACAAGAUCGCCGAUUACAAACGCCAAAACCCCACCAUGUUUGCCUGGGAGAUCCGGGACAGGCUCCUGGCCGAGAGAGUUUGUGACAACGACAGCGUCCCCAGCGUCAGCUCCAUCAACAGGAUCAUUCGGACUAAGGUUCAGCAGCAGCCCGGUCAAACGGGCUCAGUGUCGGCUCACAACUUAGCAACAUCCGUGGCUGCCACACAGGUCUCAGCAGUGACCAGCGACUCGGCCGGCUCCUCGUACUCCAUCAGUGGCAUUCUGGGUAUCAGCUCAGCUGCUGAUGUGGGCAAAAGGAAGAGGGACGAAGGUUUGCAGGAGUCGCCACUGGCCAAUGGGCACGGCCACAGUGGGCGGGACUUCCUCAGGAAGCAGAUGAGAGGGGAGCUGUUCUCGCCACAGCAGAUCGAGGUAUUGGACCGCCUCUUUGACAGACAGCCAUCCUGUCCAAUCCAAUCCAGCUCUGACCUCUAUGUGAGCCCUGACUCUGGCAAGACGUCAGAUUAUUCGGCCAUGGCCUCACUAGCAGGUGGACUGGACGAGAUGAAGAACAGUUUGGCCAAUCCGGGCACAGGGGCGGAGUUAGGAGCCAGCGUAUCAGGUCCACAGUCCUAUUCACUAGUUCCAGGUCGAGACCUAGCCAGCACCACUCUGCCAGGCUACCCUCCUCAUGUCCCACCCACUGGACAGGGCAGCUACUCAACGCCCUCCCUCACUGGCAUGGUACCUGGGGGAGAUUUUUCCGGAAGUCCUUAUUCCCAUCCGCAGUAUUCUACGUACAAUGAAUCUUGGAGAUUUCCGAACCCCAGCCUAUUAGUGUUUCAGCAGGAUUAUGGGUCUCUCCUGGGGACGGAAAUCGGCUGCUCCUCCAGUCUCUUCACCAGCCAGGCAGGACAGAUGCAAGGGUCGCCGUACUACUACAGUGCAACAUCUCGGGGGGCCGGCCCUGCUGCCACUGCCACAGCCUCCGCCUACGACCGCCACUGACCCUCCUGCAGAGAGAAGCGGAGGGUGAGAAGCGGGAGACGAGGAAGGGAGGGAGGGAUGGAUAGCACCAGCACUGUUCAGUACAAACUUGCCUGCGCACGGACUACAAUGAGAAGAUUUCAAAUCUCUGACGUCAGUGAAGUUUCAGUUUUCUUUGUUGGCACCAACAAACAUGCUCCCAGGCUGCAGCACAAUACUGUACUUAUAUACAUUACUGUGAGGAUAUAGGACUGAUUUUGUGAACAGGUACAUUUUGGAAAUUUGGACCCUCCCAGAUUACAUCAAGGCUUGGUAUCCCUAGCUUGUUUGUCAUCUAUAAACCCAAGAAGUCAGUGGACGGUGUGUGCAGCAUUAAAACUAUCUGUAUUGUGAUCUUCUGAGUAAAAUGUUGUGUUUUCAGGUUAUUUUUGAUGAAAUUGUUUAAGCUGAUUGAGGCAAAAUCACUUUUUCAACCAGUAUUUUUAUGACCAGACAUCAAUCAAUUUUCUAUGCCAUACCACAGUGAAGUAAAGACAAUCCUCAUAACUGUGAAUGACCAAAAUCACCCAUAUCCCUAUCAUUCUAUUGUCUAUACUGUAGAUUCAACACAUUUCCUCUGGGAUCACAAUGUUUAGUAUAAAGGGAUACCCUCACGUUAAUUGGAGCGUUCAGGGUCAGAGUUCGCUAUGCCCUGCCCCAGUUUGCUGUAGCUGUCAUGCUUUCCAUUCUUGAAGAACACAAAUGCAGUAAAUUCCUUGUCACGUUUAAAAGUAACAGAUCCUCAAUUUCCAACAGAAACAGAUAAAAUCAGCUUGGUGAACGCAUGUAAAGUGGAAACUUACCCAAAUCCAACAAGAAACAGUUCUCACACAGUACAAUACACUGUACCAGUCAAGAACAAGGCUUUAAAAAACAUAACCUGCAACUACAAACUUAUUUAGUAGUUGACUGUAGGUAGUAGGCUAGUAAACCAGACAUGCUAACAUUUGCAACUAACAUUAGAGCAGUUAAAUUCAUAAUUUAGUUUGUUCCUUCCACUGUUGCUUUGCUGUUUUUGCUUUUGAGAACAGCUAGAAGAUAAGAUCACCCUCCAAACUCUUUUAGUGCUAUGUGACAUUCCUUUUACAGCACACUACAGAAGCAAGUGGAGUAAUCCAAAGCUUGACUGGCCUAUCAUGUCUAAUUAUGGUUGGUAUGCCAUGAUUGGAUUAUUGCUGUUCAGGGGUGGGGUUUAGCGAACAGCUAAUUUUAGUGUUUAAAUGUGAUUCCCCAUAUAGGAAAACUGUAUCCUCACAUCAUGGAUGUAUUAAGAAGAGAGGGAUACUGGAUACCAAAGCUGGUGCCUUCUCACCUCACUAACAAUUGCCCGUCUGGCACGUGUCAAAAAGUUUCUCACUUUGCUCUCCUUGUAGACUUUAUAUCGUGAAAAAAAAAUCCAAUUCACAGGAGAGAUUUUACAACUUUAAAACUCAUAAAUUCAUGACAUAAAGAAUGAAAACCAGUCUUGUUUGCAAUUACAUUAAAUGUGUCCUCUUUACAGAAAUUUCUUUACAGUGGUGGUCCAUGGGAAAAUUGGGAUGCGUUCUAUUAUCCAUGCUUCACAGCCAGCAUGCUUUCCAUUUCACACAACGGACUGCAAGUUUGGUUAAAAACAAAAGACGUGAUUUUGGAACGCCGCAUUGCAUUUUGGGCUACAGGGGAUCUAUUUUAGUUGCAACAAUGCAAGAGACCGCAGGGAGAAAUUGGAAGCAAGGCAGACUGGCAGCCAUAUCCAGCACUCUUAAUACAUCCAUGCCUCACAUCCACACUUACAUUUGAACUGGUUUGAAUACCACUGAUUAACAGACAAGCCUUUCAGUGAAGCACAGCCGAAAAUAUGAGUCCUCUGCUGUAAAAACAACAGUGUACAUGUUCACAUAAAACCAAAAUCAACUCCACUGGGUUAUGUUACUGUACAGGAAGGUGCUAUCCUGCCUCUCCGGCUAAGAUUUAGUCCUGAUCAAGAGCUAUUUAUAAUGGAGGAGACACAGAGUAAUAUAUUAAGAAGCUUUUCUGCGCUGCACUCCGUGAUGAGAGUGAAUGACUGUAAUGAUUUAUAAUAGUGUCACGCUGUUGUGCUAGAAUAGUGAUGAUGAUGAUGAUGAUGAUGAAGAUGCAGUGAACUAUGAAAUCUGAUAAACUUUCAAUAUGAGAAGUCUUUGUUUAUAAAUGUGAUCAGAUUGCGAUUUUCCUGUUUAUAGUUUGUUUCCUGGUAUCAGUUGACACAGGUGCCAUUUAAUAAGAUGCCAUUUUUUUCCGCCUCCUGUCUAUUCAGAAGAAGAACUGGGAGGCGGUGGCACCGUCUUUUUCUCUCUCUUUCGCUCGCUCUUUCUAUUUCUCUCUUUAAACUCCCCAAAGAUGGGCCCCCCUAGUGGAUCGGCUGACUAACUACAAAAGCACAAAGAGACUCAAUCAUCAUUUAAAGGCGCCAUUUUACUUUCCUGACUUCCUUUCUGAACCAUGAAGUACUUCUUCUUCCUCUUCUUCUCCCCUUUCUGAGUUAGUGUCCUUGUGCUGUUUGACAUCGUGAAAUCGUUUCUAUAAAAGCAUUGCUUUCAUGAAAAACAUAAGUGAAAUUUUUCAUUUAUUUUGUUUGUCUCCUACAUCAGUUCUGCGCUGUGACAAUGCAUGACACCAGGGUCGAGGCCUUACCCAUCAUGUACAGACACAGUAGGACAGAUUUGCCCUUCAGCACUGGUCUGAAAUCAGUGUGUUUUCCCUCCCGAGUGUCUGGGGUCUCACUAUGUUGAUCUUGUGAUAGGGCAAUGUCUUCCUAAACCUGUACGUAGCUUCCUGUUUCAAUUUUGUCCAUACAAGUCUUGUACAGUAAUCAGUGAAAGAGCAGAGAAGUCACAAUGUCAAUAGCAAUUUCAAUUAUUCACAUUUGAAUUUAGAUUUUAGUGAUGAAGCUUUCUUUAUGAUAAAAAGACAUAAAAGGUGCGUCGUGUUGUUUUAGCCAUUGUCUGUUUACACAUCUUUUGUUCUUCUUUGUUUGUUUGGGGUAUGCGUGGCUGACUGUAGCGCUUCAUUGCUACUGUGUAGUUUUUACUAGCUAACAGAUUGGAGGCACCAAAUCUGCGAGUGUGAGACAUAAAAUAUAGCUAUAUAAACAUAAUAUAACUAUGAACACUGAACAAAGCUGUUAGUUUCUCAAUCUUUGUUGUUUCUGGAUUUUUUGAAAUAGUAAUAGAGUGGAUCCUUUUACAUUUGUAGACCUUAAAAGUUGUGCAGACACAACUCUAAAGAAGAUUCUUAUGACGGCUCACCCGCUGUGCUGCCAGUGUGCACCACAGCGGGAGCCCUUCCUUAUUUCUGUCUUUUUCUCUCGAUCCUUCUGAGGCAUUAUUGAACCUGAACCACACCAGCUGAAAACAAGGACAGUGCCUUUAGUUUUAUAUGUCAACAUCCCCCUGACUGACCACGAGUCACUAAAACGAGAUUCAGCGUCCCUCCCUGCAACUCCUUUAACUAAACUCUGAUUAUCUGCCCAGGCAAACACAGGGUUGUAGAUUAUUUAAAGCCUUUCACAAAUAAGUAACAAACAUUAAUUUUAGUACCAGUAUCAGAUUGCCAUGAUGCAUCCGCAGUAACAUUGCAGCUCUGAUAAUAGAACACUGAUCUAAUGUCAUCAUACUCCUGAAUUCUCCCAGAACUUGGAUUUUUCAGUCACAGAUACAUCAGGAGGUAGAAAAUCUUUUUAACAGUCGGUGAGUUUGCCAGGUAGCUACAGUAACAAAAUGCCAGAUAUAUUUCAGUAAAGUCAAUCUAAGACCUCUUUAGUAGUGAUGCUAAACAGGAGAACGCUACUGUAAUCCUAGAAUUACACAGCAAAACCUUUCGCCAUAGCACUGUUUCAGUGCUGGGGAAUGGCCUGAUUGCACCCAUUUUUAUUCUGCCAUAAAAGGAAAAAUUUCUUGUGUUACUCUAAAUAGUCUUGGGCGGUGCUAAGCCCAGGAUGCAGCACUGGUGCCUCUGCGAAAUAGUAACAGGCAGGGAAUUUGUUUUGGUGGAACAUGCUUGUAAAAUAAUUUUUUUUCAAUAGCUGUUGGGCAGACAUGCAAUCCCAUCCCUGUGAGAUGGCAAAUGUAAAGAUAUGUUUCUAGAUCUUCAAAACCAUCCACUGAAAGAAUCAUGCAAGCCUACUGCAAAAUGAAUGUAUUCAUGAAAACUUGGUAUUUUCAGUGUGUAGGUUGCUAGCUCAGUGAUUGCUGCUUUCCAUAGUGAAAGAGGUCUAACCCUAACCCUAGACCACUAUGGCCCUUAAAAUGGACAAAUGUACUUUGAUAUGAUGUACAGGAUUAUGUAGUAUGAAUUCAAGUUGAUCAAAAAUAUGUUUUACAGGGACAGACUGAUGCAAAUAUGCCUGCUGGAUAUUUGUGGAUUAACACUAGAGCACAAGAUUAGAACUUAGAAACGUAAUUCGGUUAAACAGCUAUCUGACAUGAAUUUUUCAGUUUCAAAGACUGAAAAGGUCCAACUAUUCAAUGAGAGCAUAUUUUCUUCCCCUAUCAACUGUCUUGAGUGCAUCUGUGACUGAUAUGUCCAAAUUCAGGGAGAUGUCCAUGCAUCAGAGUUACACAUUUCCAACUGGCUUUAAACGGCGUUAACACUGAAAAAAAGGCACAAAAGACAGAAAAAAGCCGAGUGAGUGACAGACAUCUAUCGAGUCUGUUCAUUAAUACUGCUUUUUUUUUUUAACCAGAACAUUUUAUAAAUUAAUCAUACCCUUUUCCACAAACCAAACACACACACACACACACACACACACACACACACACACACACACACACACACACACACACACACACACACACACACACACACACACACACACACACACACACACACACUACUGUAAGCAUGACAAAAUAUUGAUUGAAAGUCGUUCUCCUUGAGGAGGUAAAUCCAGUCGUGCCUCCUGUGUCCACUCACGUGAAGCAGCAACAUCAAACGAGCCAAACUCGAUGCCUGUUACCGGGUGUAGCCAAGAAUCCAGUGAUUCAUUAACAAGAUUAUUUGUUAACUAUGCAUCUCAUAGUGACACAGCUUGCCUUGCCAUUGCUUUGACCUGACUGGUUCACAUGGGGAGAGAAUGAACGCAGUCGCUUCGAUUGGCAGCUGUGACAUUGACUGCGGUGAUGAGGGGGGGACUUGUCAUUGUGGGUGGUACUGUAGAAAGCAACGGCAGGCAGAGGCCACACACACACAUAAAUAUAAGUACAGACACACACUCGCUCCCUCCCUUUGUCCUUUCCGAAGUGGCGAUCGCCCCUCCUCUUGUGCCCCUGUGUUCCCCAGAGGAGGCCAAACCUGCUGUGCCAUCAGAAGCUCAUCCCGUCCCUUUUCUCCCCCCUCCCUCAGCCCUAAUCUCAUCAUAUCUCACCCGCUCGUCUUCCCCCGUCUCUCCCCUCCUGUAGCACUGCCACACCGCCAGGAUUAGGAAUAUUAAAACUGUUCUGUUGAUUUCAGGCCUGUGACCUUCCUCAAAAAGUCCUCCGUCUCUCUCCAGACAGCCCCAUUAAUCCUUUUUUCUCUCCUUUCUUACUUUUCUCUCUGACUAUUCAGACGUGAUGCUCACUGUCCUGUCAGAAUUUCUGCAUAGGAAUGAAGCGGGGUUUUUUGUGCCAAAGCGAGGUCAUUUCAAUGGCAAUAUUGCUGCCGGUAUCUUCAUUUGGUCAGGAACAUUCUGUAAGAUCGCACCUCGUAUUCUCUUUUCCCGCAUUCUCUUUGUCAGGUAGCUGUACAGCAUUUAAAACACAAAGAAACAAUAGUUACAUUUCAUUUCCAGCACUUGCACAGUUUACUGUCCAUGAAAAUAAAUUGCAUCCUGAAUUUUGAUCCCAGCUCGAAGUCAAAUAUGAAUCUGAAAUAAAUGCAAAUGAGUUUUUUUCUUUAUUAUGAUUUCUCACCGAGUGUGCACUGCCUGACUGUAUCUCAAUAUGAAUCCAUGAAGAUGGCUACUGCCUUCCUAAAACCUGAGGGGAAUUCAGCAUCACAUCUUGACAGCAAUUAGUGGCACAAUCUGUUUCAUGCUUGCUGUUAUAACUAGGCUCUGGACAGAUCUCAUACUGAAGUGUUACAAUGUUCUGUACAUCUUAAUAUUAUUCAACUGUGGAAGAGGAGUAAUACACACGACUCAGCCUACAAAAAUCGACCGUGCUUUUUAAGCAGAUGUUUCAAUCAAAAAAAGAGAAAAAAGUAGAUACAUGAUUUUUCACCUUACUGUGGCCUUUCGUGUAACAAUCUGGAGUUUUUUUGUGUCCAUGGCUUCCUAUCUGGGGUGUUAAAGAGAUAUUUACAUCUGUGACGUUUUGGUAAAAAAAAAAAUAAAUGAACAGACAAAUGACAGAAAGAAAUACAGAUCAGAAUGCGAAGACAGAUGCAAAGAAUAAAUUUGGUUUUAACAAUUCCACUUGUUCUAUUCUUCAAAAUCAAAACGCGACAAAAAAGAGACAUAUCUGUAACAUUCACCAAAGCCUGUGAUGCCUGUUUUAAAUGAUAGAUUCUUGUACAAAAAAACAUAUAAAAUAGCAGAAAAGUCUUACAGAUACAAACACAAAGUGAAGAUAAGAAUUGCCUUCAAAAAUUCUGGAGGGGAGGAUUUAAAAAAAGUAAAAGAAAUGCUUCUUUAAGAAAAUGUGUAUGUUUUUUAUUCAAUUUUCUAGUAGUUGCAAACAAAACUUGGUGUUUUUUCUCUUUGUGUGUUGUGUGUUGUCUUAAUAUUUGAAUGUAUUUUACUGCAGUGCGAAUUUGCCAAAGAUAUCAUAUCACUUGAUUUUUCCUCUUUUAUCUUUUGUUCAGUUGUUCCUGAAUUGUGAUCGGUUUUGUUCAGAAAAACUGGAAAUAAAUGGUGAAUUUGAUAUUAUGCUUAUUUUUUAUAUUUCUAUUGUUAAUAUUAUUGUUAUUUUAUUUCCUGGGCUUUGAGUUUACUGUGAAAUAUUAAAUUGCAGUUUGCUUGAUGCAUCUCUUCAUACUCAGUCUGUGUACCUGUCCAUCCGUCCACCUGAGUGACUGUUGUUGGUGAAUUAUUCCAUUUAUGUACCUGUAAUGUGAAACUAAGAAGUAAUUAUUUGUAAAUAUUUGCCAUAAUUUUAUUGGUCCUUCAGAAUAAAAAAUAAUUUUUUGGAAGUUAAA